Molecule: messenger RNA, 2138 nt
Organism: Nilaparvata lugens (brown planthopper)
Lineage: Eukaryota; Metazoa; Arthropoda; Insecta; Hemiptera; Delphacidae
Product: venom carboxylesterase-6
Exons: 9
Coding region: 395-1975 (526 amino acids)
Source: RefSeq, a predicted model, not a curated record
ACUAAAAAAUGUUGGUUAAAAGAAAUGCGGUAUUCAGUUACUGAUCGUUCAUCGGUAACUAAACAUCUAUGAGUAUUUCUGACUUAGAUUUUACUGACUAUAUAAGUGUUUCUGACUCUCAUAACUUCUAUUCUUGACUUCUGACUUAGAUUUACUAACUAGAAGUGUUUUUGAGUCCUGUAAUAACUUCUAUUCUUGACUUCUGAUUUAGAUUUACUAACUAGAAGUGUUUUUGAGUCCUGUAAUAACUUCUAUUCUUGACUUCUGACUUGGAUUUACCAUCUAGGAGCACAGGAAAAAGGAACUUUGUUCUUUCCUUGAUGUACAAGGAGUAACUUAUUUCUGACUUACAAUUUGCUAACUUAUAUCUGAAUAUUAUCGAAGAACAGCUUCUAUGGCUGUUCGAAUUAAUUUCGCCGUUUUAACGGCGGUGUUAGGUGUUCUGUUUUUUGUGAACUUUGGGGCAAAUGCUGAAGAAAAUCCCCUGAUUUCUGUGGAGAGUGGUACGGUCAAAGGAAGCAGUCAUCUGAAAACGGCCAAGGGACGCACGAUAUAUUCCUUCGAAGGAAUCCCCUAUGCUAGACCACCUGUUGGGAAGUACAGAUUCAGGGAACCUCAACCACCGAAACCAUGGAGAGGAAUCUGGGAUGGCAGAAAACAAGGAGAUGUAUGUCUGCAAUACGACCAUAUGGUUUAUCUGUCACCACUGUCCAUUGUGGGAGAUGAGGACUGCCUCUUCAUCAAUGUUUACACACCCAAGCUCCCUCAAGUGGUUGGGAAUAAAUUGUUGGAUGUGAUAGUGUACAUACACGGAGGUGGCUACACUUCGGGAUCAGGGAAUUUGUACGGACCGAAAUUCCUUCUGGAUCAAGACUUUGUUUUCGUUACAUUCAACUAUCGACUUGGGCCCUUAGGUUUUCUGAGUACCGAGGACCAAGUGGUACCUGGCAACAAUGGUCUGAAGGACCAACAGUUCGCUCUGGCCUGGGUGCAACGGAACAUCAAGUCUUUUGGGGGUAACCCGGCAAGUGUCACCAUUUCGGGAAUGUCGGCUGGAGGUGGGAGUGUACAGUAUCAUUACUUUUCCAAGAAAUCGGCAGGUCUGUUUCACCGCGGUAUCUCGAUGAGUGGAGCGACUCUGUGUCCAUUUCCCCAGGUGGAGAACUCCAGAGAAAAAGCCAACCGGAUUGGAGCUGAGUUGGGUUGUCCCACCCAGUCAUCUCAGGAGCUGAUCGACUGCUUGAGAUCCAGACCUGCUAGGAGGAUUGUCAGACUUAUCCAACCUCUCUUCAUGGUAUUUCCCACAGAUUUUGUAGCAGACGCCGAUAUCCUGAAAGAGCUGGACGAACGUUGGCUUGAGUUAGCCCCUCAUGUUCUCGAUUUCAACUUCACGAUUCCGCUGAAUCUGCAGAAAGAUGCAGCCAUCAAAAUCAAGAAAGAGUACUUGGGAGAUCAGCCUAUCUCCAGGCAAACCAACAGGCAGUUGACACAUAUGUUUGGAGAUCGUCUGUAUGUUGUUGAUGUGGAGAGAGCUGCAAGAUUGCAAGCCGCUGUUACAAAAUCGCCCGUCUAUUUCUACAGAUUUGCUUAUCGCGGCAAACAUAGCUACUCCGAAAUGAUGUCUGGUGGAUCUCUCGAAGACUUUGGUGUAAGCCAUGGCGAUGACACGAUGUAUGUACUGGAAACGUUCUAUGGCAAAGUUGAGGAGACAGAAUCUGACAAAGCCAUGACUCAGCGCAUGCUGGACUUUUGGACAAGUUUCGCCAAAACAGGAAAUCCUGAGUCGCCAGGAAUCACUUGGGAGGCAGUGGUACCAAACAAGGCUGAAAUAAACUAUUUGCAGAUCGAUGCGCCUGACAAAAUGUACAUGACAACUAGCGAGGAUAUUGGCCGAAGAAAAUUCUGGGAGACUCUGCCCUUCAAUGAGAAAUCCUACACAACUCUGCAGCCCAGAUACAAUAAAGAUGAGCUGUAGAUGAUUGUUUAAGUAAUGUGUGAAAUAUUCAAUGUAUGUUUUGAUGAAUUGUUUGUUGUUUGAAUUUUGUUUGUUUGAAUCAUUCUUUCUAUUCUUCUUGCAAUCCUACACGUAUGAGAAACAUUAACAUUAUGCUAGUAAUAAAGUUUGUGUAAGAAACGUU